This is a messenger RNA of Paraphaeosphaeria sporulosa, 2139 nucleotides long. RefSeq lists its product as uncharacterized. The transcript has 6 exons. The record is from RefSeq and is a predicted model, not a curated record. Gene Ontology annotation, biological process: positive regulation of transcription from RNA polymerase II promoter by galactose; DNA-templated transcription. NCBI's taxonomy places the organism in Eukaryota, Fungi, Ascomycota, Dothideomycetes, Pleosporales, Didymosphaeriaceae. Gene Ontology annotation, molecular function: RNA polymerase II cis-regulatory region sequence-specific DNA binding; zinc ion binding; DNA-binding transcription factor activity, RNA polymerase II-specific. Gene Ontology annotation, cellular component: nucleus. Bases 1 to 2139 code for a protein of 712 amino acids.
AUGCCCCGUCGGCCAGUGAAGCCCGAGGAUAGGCAGCGAGUCGCUCGGGCAUGCGAUCAAUGCAAAGCAUCGAAGAAGCGUUGUAAUGGGAAUCAGCCCUGCGAUGCUUGUGGAAAGAAAGGAAGCUCUGAGGCUUGUCACUACACUCGCGGCAGGCGGCGCCACCCAUUACCACGACGAAGCUCAACCACCUCACAGAAUGUUGGUGUAACUGAACCCAAUUCUAGUGAGAACAGGACUUCAGUAGGCGAGUCUAUGGUCUCGCCAAUGUCCUCUUGGAACGUCCACGGUCAAAGUACGCAAACUUCCUCUAGCGAAGGGAUGGAUCAACCGCCACUUAUGCUAUCAAGUGUGAAUGGAGAAAAAGUUUUUGUCGGUAACACGGCAGCAAUCUCUUUCCUGCGAUUUUUGCAGAAGACGCUAGAGCGCCAUGUCGGACCUUCUGGCUUCACUGUCGCAGAUGAUAGCCACAAGCUCUUCGAGGCAGAUACUGCAGACGUAGAUCCAAAUUCUGUUUACGACAGUUUGAGUAUUGACGACAAAAGAGCCUUCGUACAAGUCUUUCUGGAUGCCUCAAGCGGCCUUCUAGAUCUUUUCUCUUGGGAGGAUGUUUUCCGACUCUUAGGGAGCCAUGAACCUAUAAGCCCCAGUGCGAUACAGCCUACCUCCCAACGGCUGAGUAGUCUCGAGACCGCAUCUCUGUACCUCAUGAUCGCGAUCGGAGCACAGUGUCGCCAAAGCGUUGACGACGCCACGUGGGCAUCGAAGCUGUUCUCCUACGCUCGAAAGCUGGCACUCGAGGGAAUGCUGGCAAAUCCGAGCCUGGACCUAGUUCGAGUUUUUCUCUUAAUGGCUUUCUACAUGUUCGGGGCAUGUCGUCGCAACUCAGCUUUCAUGUACCUCGGUGUAGCAUCGAAGGCUGCUGAUAUUCUGGGUCUGCACUCGUCUACGCAGUACAAGCACCUACCACAGGAGGCUAAGGACGCGAGACUCCGAACAGCCAAAAGUCUGCGCGUAUUCGACGUCAUUUGCAACUCCAUACUUGGCCGCCCAAGUAGCACUCCGUCUGUGCGAACAGGCCGCACGAGCUACGUGACGAAGAGUUCUGAUAUGAACCCUGAAGUCACGUAUAAGGCCUUGGCCUUGGGAGCAUCAUAUGAAAUCUCCGCCAUCCUCAACGAAGCUGUUGCUAAGUCCGCUGAAGUCGGCUUGGACAUGGAAACAACCGAGGCCUUCGUACUAGCUCUGCGGCAACGCAGUCGCACGUUUCCACCAAUCCUGCGACAUCAUGGCAGCGAUAACGACUUUGAUACACGACACAUCACUAUUGGUAAUGUCCAUGUGGCCGGUUCAUAUUAUUUCAGUGUCAUUUUGGUCACUCGGCAUUGCUUGAUCCGCCAUGUCGUACCUUUGCUUUCAGGGCAGGCACGCAACUCGCUUGAACAAGCCCAGGGCGCGAAAUCCGCCACAACCGAGGAUACAAAAGUUGCGCAUCUGGCAGACGCCUGCAUCGACGCAGCGUCACUCAUGGCGCAAAUGUGUCACCAAGUCAUGAAAUCUGGCAUGUUGGUCGGAAACAUGUGUAUUCUCAAGGCUUGGAUCUUCGCGACCGGGCUUGUCCUGGGCUUCUCUUUACUUGUAGAAGAUGGUCCUAACUUUGCACAGAAACGCGCAGCGUUCUUAAAGUCUCUCCAUGUUCUGGGAGAGCUGAAGCGGAUGAGUCCCCAAGCUGAGCAGUACUACAACAUCCUCAUGAGCUUCCAUCAAUCUAUCAAGUCAUACCGAGAACAGCUCGACCGGGAAAAACAAGAAUCUCGCCCAACGCUGGUUGACUGCGUUUUCUUGACAGACUUUACAGCCGACUUGAACGAUGCGGAACAUAUUGCCACCCAGCUUCCGAGCCCAGAUACGACUCUCCUAGAACCCUCUUUGGCGGAGUGGCCUCUUGAGCUCGACCAGAUGGGGGCUGUUGCGAACGAUGUGGGACCCAUAGACCCCGCAUUGAUGGGCGACAACGACAUCAUCAUGCGUAUGCUUUGGGACGUUGAUAGGUAUGCCGGUGAAUAUCUCGAUCCUCUGCUACCCGAAGUGGAUGUGGGUUUGGGUUGCUCGGCGCACAUUGAAGGGCCAUUAGCAUAA